AUGGACACGGCGGUGCUGGCGCAGUCCAUACUUGAGUGCGAUGACGGGGCGGUGCUGCAGGUGUUGUCCCUCGCGCCCGGGCUGCCGCCCGUCACUGCCGAGACGCCCAUUGCGGAGGCACGACGAAAUUACAUGCGCCUCGCCGGGAUGGUGCACCCCGACAAACUGAAGGGCCGCUUCGAGAGGUCGACGGAGGCGUUCCAGAAGUUGGUGCGCGCCUUCGAGCUGGUGGCGGACCCGAAGUACCGCAAGAAGCUUCUUGCCCUCCACGCGAAGGAGGAGAGGAAAAAGAAGUCCGUCAAGAAGGAGCAGCCACAACUGCAGCUGGAAGGAACACAGCGCGUGAAGCAAAUAACUGCCUCGAAAGGCACGGCGGCGGUGCUGCCGUCGACUGGCGCCUCCGACGUGAAGCCGAAGCGAGCCGCGACAAAAAAGCAGAAGAAAAAACAAAGACGCGCUUCUAAAGUCCAAGGCGACGACUUUAUUGACUACGACGACGAGGAAGAACUGGAGGACGAGGACGAGGACGAGGAGGAGGAGGAGGAGGAGGAGAAGGAGGAUGAGAGCGCCGAUCACGAUGAAGAAGAUAUGGAUCUCGAUUUUGGGGACGCAGAACCCAUCGUGUCUACGAGCCGCACGCUUAUAGGCACCAAACGCACUGGCGGCAUUUACCGCGACACGACAGUUAGCUGCCCACAGUGCCGAACACCCUGGAUGCCCGACUCUAAGCAGCACUACACACUUUUCAUGGGGCCGUGCGGCAAAAAAGUGCACUGCGAGACGUGUCUUUGCCGAUUUGGCUGUGCCACGGCGUUGCAUGCCUGCCCACACUGCCAACACAGCUUCCACUAUGACGCUACCAUGUACGAUACCGUCAUGGAGUGCAGUGGAUGCCACAAGACUUUUGGGUUCCCAUACUAUCCGGUGAACCAAUACCUUAUUGAUCAGGUGAGGCUUGAGGAGUGGCGCGAGCGGACAGAAAGAGAAAAGGCCCAUGAGCGUGAAGAAAGGGCGGCACGACGACGAAUUACAGACGAGGGCACAUCGGACGAUUUCCAUAGUCUUGUUGGGACUUGCAUUGUGAAUGAAACAUGCCCAAUCUGCAAUCGAACAAUCACCGCGCGGCACCGACAACACGUGGAGAUGUGCUUGAAGAAUAAAAACACAGGCAGCAUCGCUUUGACAACAAAGACGACGAAGGCGGCGGCGAAAAAAACGGCACGCAAGCCGGCGGCCGUGGCAAAGAAAACCAGCACUCGCAAAUCGGCCCCGAAACAGUCGAAGAAAGCAAAGAAACGCCGUCGUUCCGACGACAGUGACUCGGACGAUGAAGAAGAGUUCUCUUCUAGUUCCUCGGAGGAGUAG
Molecule: messenger RNA, 1365 nt
Organism: Trypanosoma cruzi
Lineage: Eukaryota; Euglenozoa; Kinetoplastea; Trypanosomatida; Trypanosomatidae
Exons: 1
Coding region: 1-1365 (454 amino acids)
Source: RefSeq, a predicted model, not a curated record